CUGGAGACGGUUGGGUUCGCGGAUUCGGAACGCUGAUCAUUGGAGUUAUUCUGGUUAUAGCUCGGAAUCAUGUCAUCUCUCAGGAACAGUCGGGGCCGAGAGCUGCCGCCCAAGAUCCCGGUUCGUCAGCAUUCACCUAAUUGUCCGCCACAUAGUGGCCUUUCCAUAAAUAACUGCAGCAAAACAUCAUUUUCAAAAGCUGAGGAGCAAUACUCUGAAAGCCAAACACAUCUUCAAUCUAAAAAAUCUACAGUGGCAGACAUUAACUUACAGAAAUUGAAGGAAGAGAACAAACUGUUGAAAAAUGAGUUGGAAAACUUAAGGUUGCAAUAUCUACAACUACUAGAAGAAAAGCAGAAUGUGCCCUAUGAUGAACGACGUGUAAUUCUACUGAAAGCUCACAUAUUGCAGCUGGAGAGGCAGGUAGUGCUACUUACCGAGGGACUGAGUUCAAGAGCUGCUCUGAUGAUGGAGAUAGAAAAUGCUUUAGAACUUUUAAACGAGCGAUUCAGAUCCUUAUUAAUGUUUGAAAGUCCCACAUCUGAAGUUCUAAUUUCACAAGCUGAACUGAUACAGCUUACUGGAAUGUGUCAGACUCUUCAAAAAAGACUGCAAAGGUGGCAAACGGCAGCAAAUGUUGAAAACCUUUCCAUGAUGUGGCUAAUGUCAGGAGGGAAUCUGAUUAACCAACCUGUGAGUCUCCUAGAUCUUUGUUAUGGCAAGACGGAUAACCUGAACCUUCAGUAUGUGUCUGUCUUGGAAACAAAGCUCUGCCAGCUGUACAGACAUCUGAAUGCAAUCAAACAUACACUGAGUCUUAUUCUUGUACCUGGCCAAGAUUCCCAUGAUCAAGUUUAUCGUAUUCUUCCUGGUGUUUUCUAUGCCAGGUUGCUAAAUCAGGCGGUUAGAUGCAACCAAUCACUGGAAGAUUGCUGCAUUGAUCUGCUGACCCUCACACUGAUUGUGCCUUCUGCCCCUUGGGCAAAAUUAAAACAUCCAGUCUGCCAGGAAUUCACUGUGGAGAAUAUGCUAUCAGUGUUACCUCCUUUUCCGAAAGGUCCUCCUCAACGACAGGCAAGGAAAGCUGUUGAGGCCUUAGUAAAAGCAGUUAACUACUCCAGGCAAAUUGGUUUGCAACAGGUUAAAGCUCAACAAGCUGAACUGGAUUUCCAUAAAUCCACGUAUGAUAUUCAAAUGAAAUUCAUGGAGACACUUUUGCAAGCAAUUAAGCAGGCAUACCAUGCUUUUCAAGACAAUGUAGCUAAAGUUCUAUGUUUACCACUACAAGAAGUGCUGACCUCAUAUACAAAACUUCAGGAGAUGACAACGGAAGCAACACUAACAGAUUUUUUAACAACUUUUAAAAACAAUGCGGAACAAAUACAGAAUGCAGUGAAUGAUCUGACGCCAUUCCAAAAUCAGCAUAGCGAUGGUGAUGAGGCUCUAUCCAGAUUUGGGAAAGAAUUCUUCCUUUCCUUGGAAUGGUGUGUCAAAGAUUGUAAAGAACAACAAGAUUCAUUGGCAAGUGAACUUGAAACCUUGAAGGAAGAGUUCAGUCAUGCCGUAGAAACUCUUCACAAUCUGAGAAAAGAGAACAUGGAAAAAAAGACUGAUGGUGGUCACUCCUCACAAUUUGCUUCAAAGCCAGAAAAACCAAAUGGAAAAGUAAAAGUGGAUGGAAAUGCUAGCACACCUCAUGAGGCAACAAGUCCAGAGCUUAAAACCAAGGCAUUUACCAUCGCAACAGCUUCUACUCUAAAACUUCAACCUGGGGAACCAAGGAUGUCGAAUGAAAGUAUAACUACCAUUGUAGAAUCCCAACAUGAUCUCUCCAAACAGGGUAGCUCUGAGAAAUGCAGUAGUAAAGGCACGGCUAAACCAGUCCAAAAAAGCAAAACUAAAAUAAAACAACAAAGGCCACCUUGGCAGGACUGAGCAAUAGAUCUUCUGUUGCUUGGCACACUGGUAUUUUGAAAUUAGUAACAGUGCAUGAGGAGAAAAAUAAGCUAGAAGCCUAGGGUUAAUGGUUCACAGACAUAGACAUCUGGGCAGCAAAUGUACUAGGGCUUCGACAGGAAAUGGAAUACACUUGAAAUUUUUUUUCUGGUGUUAGUCAGUGUUCAUUUAAAAAAAAAUUCUUUAUUGUUUUUGUAUUAAUCUACAGCGGCCACAGUGUGAAUAAUAGUAUUCCUAUAUUUUAUGGAGAAACGGUCUACAUUUUGUGUUUAAUGUACCAUGCACAAAAAAGUGUGUGAUCUUUACUUCAUAUCCAUUGUUAAUACUUGGAUUCUGACAGACUGUAGAUUAUUGCAAAUAUUACAGUGAUCUUGUACUAUUUUACAAAGAUAUAGAUUUUACAAAAACUUUAAAAUCAAUACUUUAUAAUACAAUAGAAAAAAAUCCAAUUGAAACAAAUAAUUUGAUAAUAAAGUCUGCUUUUUUUGGAAAAUGUAUUCAUAAACAUGUAUUGAUGACAGGGUUUUAGUUGAAAAUUUCCAGAAUAGGCAAUAUUACUUCAGAAUAUGAAACAAUUAUAAUGUUAAGUAAAGAAUCCAGGGAAACUGGACAUAAAUAAAUAUUGUAAAUUGAAGGCUAAUUAUUAUGAAAAAUGCAAAAGAUUUUAACAGCAGGCAGACUACUAAUUCUGCAAUGCAUCAGAAAUAGUUGUGAAAACGAUUAUUUUCAUUGAAUUGGCCAAUGAAUAGACAGAGAGCAUGCUUGUAAAUGAGGAUGGUGAUGGACUCAUGGAGCCAGAGGAUUAUUAAGAAGAAAGAAACAACAGGACCUCCUUGCAGGCAAGGGAGAUGGAGGCUUCCUCCACCUUGAAGCAUCCUCUCCGCAAUCUAAAGCAAAUUGAAUCAAACAAUGGCUCCGGCUCUGGCCAAUAUGUUGGAGGUAUAACCUGUCCUCAGGGAUGUGUACAGAUAGGCAAGGGAGGGCCACAUACUUUACCUCGCGCCCAAACUUUCAUUGGGAGACCAGGAGUGCCUAGUCUUUUCAUGUCACCCCAAGUGAUCCAUGUGCCAACUGGAAAAUUUCAGUCAGGGUCAAUUAAUUUUAAUCAUACCUUACUUGACUACUGACACUCGUGGAUGAAUAGACCUUCCCUGCACCCUGGCACUCGCCCUCUGACUCUGCUAGUGCUGACACACCCACUGACUUCCAUUCUUGUCCUUUAAUGGCAACAACAGCCCCUCACUUGAAGUGAAUCCUCAGAUCCACUAUUUGAAACUCAGUUCUUUUACCAUAUAUUGUUUCUUACAGUUGCAAAUUAUGCCAAUAGUGAGAUCAAUGCCACUUAACACUAUUAUGAAAUAAAUUAGUCAACUGUAUUGUCUGCAAUGGUGACCACAAAUAUGCAGUUAAACAUGGAAAUCCAAACAUUUCUGUUAGUAAUCCUGCUCUUUCAAACCCUGUAUUGUAAUACCUCAUUGAUAGACUUGAUAUUGAAAUCACUGCAAGGAAGUAAAAUUGCUACCUUUAACCACAAGCACCAAGAAACAUGCUAGAAAUGUUAGAGACAGUCCAUUCAGGUGCAAGUGAAUCCUUAAACAAUGUGAUAAUUUGCAAUUACCGCCAAAGAAACUCCUACGAGUUUAAUUUUGUAAGCAUGGGGGCUUAUUUGUUCAAAAAUUGUGUUGCAGAUUUGUUUUUACAU
Messenger RNA from Stegostoma tigrinum, 3658 nucleotides. RefSeq lists its product as uncharacterized. The record is from RefSeq and is a predicted model, not a curated record. The transcript has 12 exons. The coding region runs from base 70 to 1935 and encodes 621 amino acids. Lineage: Eukaryota; Metazoa; Chordata; Chondrichthyes; Orectolobiformes; Stegostomatidae.